Dujonia railenensis is the source of this 1026-nucleotide messenger RNA. The record is from the annotation of a GenBank genome assembly. Lineage: Eukaryota; Fungi; Ascomycota; Pichiomycetes; Serinales; Debaryomycetaceae.
AUGACCAGAAAACUCCCUGACACACUUCUCUUCUUCCCCAUACAAAGGCUCCUGCAUCCAAUACACAUAAAUGGCAUUCCUGCAUAUGCCGCCUCUCCAUCAACAUGGAAAGUGAAGAACGCGUACUUCAUAAAGGAGGAGGGUUCAGGAGGCUACUUGUCAUCGAUUAGCCAAGUAAGGAUGUAUAAAUCGAUUAAUUUCGCGCAGGUUCCUCCCUUGUUGAGGAGAACUUUGACAAAUUCAAGCUAUCCAAAGAAACCCACCACCGCAACUCGCCCUGCUGCCUCUAAGACAUACAGCUCGUAUGUGAAGAAGCCCUUGACUUCUGCUGCUACAUCUGCUGCUCCUGCUGCGGGCUCUGCUUCGUCCAUUUCCCCCUCAGCCAGUGCUGCUAAGGCAGCUGCAUCCACUCCAAGCUCGACCGAGUCCGCUACUACAGUAUCUCCAGGCUUCAAGCUAAACGACUCGCCCCUCCCCCAGGCCAGCAAUGCGCAACUGAUCGAUUGGGCUGACUCGUUCCACGGAAUCGGUACGGCACCCUUUGCCAGAGAAAUCGCCGACAUUCUCCUUGCCCCUAUUGAGAACGACGACAUCGAAAUCAAGCCAGACGGGCUCAUUUACCUCCCAGAAAUCAAGUACCGUAGAAUAUUGAAUAGAGCGUUCGGUCCAGGAGGCUGGGGGCUCGUCCCAAGAACAGAGUCUUCUGUCUCUCUCAAGCAGAUUACCAGGGAUUACGGAUUAAUAUGCCAUGGAAGAUACGUGAGUGUUGCCCGUGGGGAGCAGGACUACUUUGGUGGGGAAGAGAAGAUUGCUACGGCAUUGGAAGGAUGCAAAAGUAAUGCAUUGAUGAGAUGUUGCAAAGAUUUGGGAAUCGCCAGUGAACUUUGGGAUCCUAGCUUCAUUAGAAAGUGGAAGGCCAAGUACGCAGAUGAGGUGUUUGGAGAGCACGUCGUGACAAAAAAGAAGAAGAAGUUGUGGAAGUUGAAGAGCAUAAAGAGUUUGGAUUAUCCGUAUAAGCAGUGCUAG